GGUCACGUCCCGGGUUUCGCCGCGCGCGUCGCCGAGUGCAACGAGAUCACCGAGGCGGACCUUGAGGCGUACGUGCCCCUCAUCGUCGCGGGCAAAGCCGUCGGUUUGAUGCAGCCGUCGUUCGCGGACGAGCUCGUGCGACACGGCGACGGGGUCUUCGCGAUGGACCCCGACGCCGCGCAGACCGUCGAGCAGCGCACCGCCGCCGCCGCGAACGUCAUGGCCGCGCUCAGAGACGCGGGAGUGAUCACCGGUUGGCGCGACGAACUCUUCCCCGUGAACGAAUCGUACGGCGAACCCCCGGUGAUGCUCGUGGAACGAGCCGCGGCGUCGUUGCUCGGAAUCCGCGCGUACGGGGUUCACGUCAACGGGUACACGACGGCACCCGACGGCACCCUCCGGCUGUGGGUCGCCAGACGGUCGAUGACCAAGCCCACGUGGCCGGGGAAGCUCGACCACCUCGUCGCCGGCGGGCUCCCCCACGGCGUCGCGCCCGGCGAGUGCGUGGUGAAGGAGUGCGGGGAAGAGGCGUCUGUACCGGUGGAACUGGCGAAGACGGCGACGCCCGUGGGGGUCAUCACGUACAACGCCAACUACCUCGGGUGCUGCAAGCGCGACGUGCUGUUCUGUUACGACCUGGAGCUGCCGGCGGAUUUUGACCCCGUCGCCGCGGAUGGCGAAGUGGAAUCGUUUGAGCUGUUCGACAUUCCGCGGCUGAUGGACACUGUGUCGAGCACGGACGAGUUCAAGACGAACUGCGCGGUGGUGAUCAUCGAUUUCCUGGUGCGACACGGGUACCUGUCGCCGGAGGAGCCGGGGUACGCGGCGCUGGUCAAGUCGCUGCGGCAGUGA
Micromonas commoda is the source of this 852-nucleotide messenger RNA. Its product is annotated as thiamine pyrophosphokinase. Lineage: Eukaryota; Viridiplantae; Chlorophyta; Mamiellophyceae; Mamiellales; Mamiellaceae. The transcript has 2 exons. The annotation marks the transcript as partial. The record is from RefSeq and is a predicted model, not a curated record. Gene Ontology annotation, molecular function: 8-oxo-dGDP phosphatase activity.